AUGAUUGUAUUGAUUAUUUUACAACUACUUUAUUCUGCAUAAAAUACCAAAGUCAGUCAACCAAAUAUUACAACAUAUUCUGAAAUGAUUCCAUCUGCAAACUUUUCAAAUAAAGUGAGAUAAACAAAACAAUUUGGCUAUACAAAGUAUUUUACAUAAUAAUUAUAGAUAUCCUGGAGUAUUUGCUAUAUCCUUAAAGGAGACUUUUGAUAAUAAUACAGAGUAAUCAGCUGAUUUGAAUGGUUUAGAGAUAGAAGAAAAAUAAUUUGGUACUUUUUCAGGAUGUUAUUCUACAUAAAGAAGCAUUGGCAUUAAUUUUAAUCUCUAGUUAUAAUUAGACUAAUUAAUUACUUAACCUUGGAUGCAUUUCACUGAUUUGGCAACAGCUGAUAAUAAAUUUAAAGCAUAUAUAGUACAAAUCAUCUUGAUUUUAGGUUAGGAAUGAUUAUUCAAUAUUUUAAAUUGAUAUAUCUUCUGGAUUAGGGGAAAUAGUUUUACACCCAAAAAAUCAAUCAUUUAAAGACUUAAUAAAUAAUUAAACAAUGGUUGAUUAAUUCUACAUGCCUCAUCCUUAUUUAAUAGAUGAUGAAGGUUCAAAUAAAAUUUAUGCCAUCACAGAAUUUGGAGGUGUAAGUUUUUCUACAGAUGGAAAUAUAGGAGAUAUAUAAAUGGAAUCUGAAGAUAUUUAAUUAAGAAAGCAGAUAUAUAAUGUUCAUAAAAAUUCAAGAGCUCAAUUAAUUAUUGUUGCAUGUGGAAGUGAAGGUAUUGAUUUAUAUGAUAUCUAAAAUAAUGGUAAAAUUAAACAUAGAAGACAAUUAACACCUGAAUAAUUAGGUAUUGAAGAUGGUAUUAUAAUUGAUGUUGAUUCAAAUGAUGAUGAAACUAAAAUUUAUCUUUUAGAUUCAGAAUCUGGGUUAUAUAUUUUUGAUAUUUCUGAUAUCAAUAAUAUUACUCAAAUGAUGAGUAUUCUUCUCCCUAAUACUAAAUGCUUUGAUCAUUAUUAAAACACAUUCUUUCUUAUUGCAAAAACAAAUACUUAGUUGUAUUAUGCUGUAGAAAUAUUUGUUGAUUUUUAAACUAAGUCUUAUUAUUACAAUAACUUGUAUAUUGAUGAAAUGAUAAUCAAUAAUGUAAAUGUAUUUGAACAUUAUGCUGUUUUAAUUGGAGAUGAUGGACAUAAGAUUAUUUAUCAUUCAAUUUAUAAUAAAUUCAUAAAUCCAGCUGUCAAACAAUAAACUUACUUUUAAGAAGAUAAUCUUCUUAAAAUUAAAGAAUACGAUUUUUCUAAAUUUUACAAUUCCUCUAAUAGAAUUAUGAUUGGAAUUGCAAAAUAUGCAUUUAAAUAUAUUGAAAUAACUUUUGAAGACCCAAAAAUAACUUGUCUAUCUAAUGAAAUUGUUUCAAAAUCCUAUAUUGUAACUUUAAAUUCAACUUAAUGUUAAAAUAAAACUUUACAUGCUGAUAAUUCUCCAUAUUCUCUCUGCCAGUUGACACAUUCCUUUGUAUAUUAAUCUGAAUAUGUAAUCUUUAUUUUUUAUUAAAAUAGAACCCUGGAAAUAAAUCUACAUAUGCUUAAUACACCUUAACAAUGUAUGCACUUGUAGUUGGAUUAAUUUGGUUGGUUAUUGUUAUAUCAUAUUUAUAUAAAAAAUGGGGAUAUAAAUUAGAAUUUCUUAAAUGGAGAAAAUAAAAGCUUAUAGUGACAUAACCAUUUAAUUAGGAAUUAGAAAUGCCAAACUAAAACAAUUGA
Paramecium pentaurelia is the source of this 1750-nucleotide messenger RNA. NCBI's taxonomy places the organism in Eukaryota, Ciliophora, Oligohymenophorea, Peniculida, Parameciidae. The record is from the annotation of a GenBank genome assembly.